This is a messenger RNA of Debaryomyces hansenii CBS767, 363 nucleotides long. RefSeq names its product 40S ribosomal protein eS10 (gene RPS10). Bases 1 to 363 code for a protein of 120 amino acids. Gene Ontology annotation, cellular component: cytosolic small ribosomal subunit. Gene Ontology annotation, molecular function: RNA binding; structural constituent of ribosome. The transcript has 2 exons. The record is from RefSeq and is a predicted model, not a curated record. NCBI's taxonomy places the organism in Eukaryota, Fungi, Ascomycota, Pichiomycetes, Serinales, Debaryomycetaceae.
AUGCUUAUUCCAACAGAAGACAGAAAGAAGAUUCACCAAUACCUCUUCCAAGAAGGUGUUGUUGUCGCCAAGAAAGAUUUCGAUGCUCCAAAGCACGAUGAAAUUGACACCAAGAACUUGUUUGUCAUCAAGGCCUUACAAUCCUUAACCUCUAAAGGUUUCGUCAAGACCCAAUUCUCGUGGCAAUACUACUACUACACCUUGACUGACGAAGGUGUCGAAUUCUUAAGAAACGAAUUGAACAUCCCAGAAGGUAUCUUACCAUUGACCAGAUUGAAGGGUGCUCCAGCUGAAAGACCACAACGUGCUUCUAGAGGCCCAAGAAGAGAUGGUGACAGUUACAGAAGAAGAGCUCGUGAUUAA